Messenger RNA from Neurospora tetrasperma FGSC 2508, 2964 nucleotides. RefSeq lists its product as uncharacterized. The transcript is spliced from 4 exons. The coding region runs from base 50 to 2536 and encodes 828 amino acids. The record is from RefSeq and is a predicted model, not a curated record. Gene Ontology annotation, biological process: protein quality control for misfolded or incompletely synthesized proteins; mitochondrion organization. NCBI's taxonomy places the organism in Eukaryota, Fungi, Ascomycota, Sordariomycetes, Sordariales, Sordariaceae. Gene Ontology annotation, molecular function: ATP binding; metalloendopeptidase activity; ATP-dependent peptidase activity. Gene Ontology annotation, cellular component: mitochondrial inner membrane.
AGAGAGAGAGAGAGAGAGAGAGAGAGAGAGUGGGUGUAAACAAUCCACCAUGGCUUUCCACGCAAGUGGGCUGCCGCUGACCCCUCCGCGCGCCUGCCAGACCAUCGCGGCGGCAACCACCGAGUUGUGGCCAUCCAUCGCGACAACCCUGGCCGUUCCCUUCGGGUUAUCGACAUCUCUUAAGGCGCAACAACGGCAUUCCCACAACUCUCACGGCUCGACAGCAUCUUCAAACGCCUCCCGCAACCUUGCUAGCUCCCCCGCGCGCGAAGCUUCUAGCUCCUCGGCGCUGCCCGCCUUCCUGAGAACGGCGCCUCUACCCCAGCCCGUUGUCUCUCAGGGUCUAGCAAAUGCUUCGCCUACAAACAUCUUUUCGGAAAUCUCAAGCAUGUCUUCCCGCCAGCUCGCCAUGGCGAACCCCCUCUUCCGGCGCUCGUUCUCGGCGCUCAUGUCGAGGCCCCUGGGCACUGUCAACACCCUUCGGUCCAUGAGCACCCACCAGCCCGGUCGCAUUCCGUCUUUCUUCCGCUCGCCAGUACACUCUCCUCUCGGUUUCACUCUCCAGGCCCGCAACUUUGGAAACGGUGGUCUCUCGCACAACCUCCUGGCUGCUCGCGAGGCCGCUGCCAACCAGUUCCCAACCAGCGCCGGUGCUCAGUAUGCUUUCUACCAGGCUCUUCUCAAGGCGAACAUGCCUGCUAUUAUUAUCGAAAGGUAUCAGUCUGGACGUUUCGCCACGAACGAGCAGGUAGACCAGAUCUACCAGCAAGCCCUUGCCAUGUCUACCGGUCAACCCUACACGCCUGCGAACAACGCCGUCGAUAACAACGGCUAUCACCCCUCCGGUUUCACCGCUAGCCAGAUCCAUGCCGCUGGUACUGCCGCUGCUGCUCAGCAUACUGGUGGAAACAUGGCCAUGGUCAAGCCGAUCGCUGCUGGUGCCAAGACUGGUCCUCUGCAUAUCGUAGUUGACGAAAGUUUCGGAAGCUCCGCUCUCAGAUGGGUCAAGUUUCUCAUGUGGUUCACUCUCUUCACGUAUCUCAGCAUGGUUGUCAUCACCAUGGUUUUCGAGGGCUUGAGCAGCAUCAAGCGCCCCGGUGGCAAGCUUGAGGCCAGCGAGGUCAAGCCUGAGAACCAGAAGGCUCGCUUCGCUGAUGUCCACGGCUGUGAUGAGGCCAAGGAAGAGCUUCAGGAACUUAUUGACUUUUUGCGCAACCCUGAAAAGUACUCGACUCUUGGUGGCAAGCUUCCCAAGGGCGUGUUGCUCGUUGGACCCCCCGGUACUGGUAAAACUCUUUUGGCUCGUGCUGUCGCCGGCGAAGCUGGCGUUCCCUUCUUCAACAUGUCCGGUUCCGAAUUCGAAGAGGUCUACGUUGGCGUUGGCGCAAAGCGUGUUCGUGAUCUCUUUGCCGCCGCCAAGGCCAAGGCUCCCUCAAUUACUCUCAACCAGCUUCUUACCGAGUUGGACGGUUUCGAGCAAAACAGUGGUGUAAUCAUCAUCGGCGCCACCAACUUCCCCGAGUCCCUUGACAAGGCGCUUACCCGCCCCGGCCGCUUCGAUCGCAAUGUUGUUGUCUCUCUUCCCGAUGUCCGCGGCCGCAUGGCCAUUCUCCAGCACCACGCCAAGCGCAUCAAGGCUGCUGCCGAUGUCAACCUGGAGGCUAUUGCUUCCAGAACUUCUGGUCUUUCUGGUGCCGAGCUGGAGAACAUUGUCAACCAGGCUGCUAUUCACGCCAGCAAGUUGAAGGCUCAGGCUGUUACUCAAAAGGAUUUCGAAUGGGCAAAGGACAAGGUCAUCAUGGGUGCUGAGAAGCGUAGUAUGGUUAUCACAGCCAAGGAAAAGGAGAUGACUGCCUAUCAUGAGGCUGGUCACGCCCUCGUCGGAUAUUACGCCAAGGACAGCGCAAGCUCGCUUUACAAGGUCACCAUUCUUCCACGUGGCCAGACUCUGGGCCACACUGCCUACCUCCCUGAGAUGGACAAGCACUCGUUUACUGUCAGGGAUUACUUGGGUAUGAUUGACCGUGCCAUGGGCGGCAAGGUCGCCGAGGAGAUUGUCUAUGGUAACGAGCUUGUGACUAGCGGUGUUAGCGCUGAUCUUGACAUGGCCACCAGAACCGCGUGGCAGAUGGUUGCUCAGCUCGGCAUGUCUGAGAAGCUCGGACCCGUUGAGUACCUCCGCAAGUACAACCAGCUCAGCUCCGAGACCAGGGCGAUGGUUGAGUCCGAGGUGAAGAGAGUUCUGGACGAAUCGUACGAGCGUGCGCGUAACCUGCUCACCUCCAAGAGGAAUGAACUCGACUACUUGGCCAAGGCGCUCGUCGAGUACGAGACACUGGACAAGAAGGAGGUUGAGAGGGUGAUUCGGGGAGAAAAGUUGAAGGAUCGCAUCUCGGUGCCGCCAGGGCCUAUGGCUAUCCCCAAGCCCAGCGACACCCUGGAGCCGGGCCUCCCCCUACCACCCCUACCUGGCGAUGUGCCGCCUCCGGGUGACAGUGGCCCGGGACCGGCCCCGCCGCCGCCUGUGCCCGCGUGAGGAGCGCAGAAGUGAGUUGCGUGAGUGGUGGUGGGUGUAAGUAAAGGUGCGGAACAGGACAUAACUUGUUCUUAUAAAUCAAUCAUGAACAAACAAAAGCCUGAAUUCUUUCCUCGAUUUCGGGGAGUUGGGCAAACCACAAAAAGCAUGUUUCUCACAUCACACAACAACACCAUUCUAAUGGGUAGCGGGGUUAGGGUAUCAAAUCAGGCACUUUCUUUACAAUUGUAUUUUAGGUUUUUUUUAUGAUUCUUUUCAUGUUUUUAUGUUGGGUUUACAAAGCGCAUCAUUUUCUUUUCCAAGAAAUCGAUGAGGACGAGGAAGAAUGAAGAUUGGAUGGGAGGAUGGAUAAAGGUAGUAGGUGUGGAUGGAGGCAUUAGAUGGCGUUUUUGUGUGUUGUGUUAGGAGUAGUACACUUUUACUUUUGC